Thunnus maccoyii (southern bluefin tuna) is the source of this 5998-nucleotide messenger RNA. RefSeq names its product BR serine/threonine kinase 1a (gene brsk1a). The record is from RefSeq and is a predicted model, not a curated record. The transcript has 19 exons. Gene Ontology annotation, molecular function: ATP binding; tau-protein kinase activity; protein serine/threonine kinase activity. Gene Ontology annotation, cellular component: cytoplasm. The coding region runs from base 781 to 3405 and encodes 874 amino acids. Lineage: Eukaryota; Metazoa; Chordata; Actinopteri; Scombriformes; Scombridae. Gene Ontology annotation, biological process: protein phosphorylation; intracellular signal transduction; microtubule cytoskeleton organization.
CUAGCCUCGCUCGCUGCUGUGUGGGAGAGCGGCGGCGAGGCUAAAAUAGCAUGUUGUUGCACCUGUAAAACAGGCCUGACUGAGACAUUUAAAUUGAUUUAAUUUACCGGUGCUAGCGUCCACUUGACGUAUUUGACGUUUUGUUGGUGGACUCAACUAGCAAAUGAUAUAAAUCUUCGCAGCGGACGUGUAAAAGCCCUGCUCGUUUUAAGGCUAUAUAACGUUAACGUUACAAUGCGUUAAUUUUCUUACUAACCGUUAGAUAACGUCAUAUAUGAGACAAGGUGUAAGUUAUACAAAUAAGCUAAUGUACAGAGGUGAAACCCAUUAGUUUGCCUACAUUGUUAUGUUUACCUUUAGGGUAGUGGUCGGUAUUUAACGCAUAAAAUAGCCUAGUAAUUUCCUUGUCAUCAUUCUCUGCUUUUAUCUACCACUAACAAGCUGUUUUGUUAAAUAUUAUACAUGUUUACCGUGCUUCAUAACAAAAAAAACGCAUUUAGCUUUGUUUAUUAACCAGGUUUAAUUGAGGAAUGUUAUUUAUCAUCCAGAUGUUGUAAGUCAACUCCAGUUGGACUUUAAAAAAAACAAAAAAAAACAUGUUCACCCAGUAACUACAGAGUAGCAGUGUUAUCACUGAAAUAAAAAGGUAGUCCUUCUGAGUUUACCACUGUCUUGUAUCCACACAACAACUUCUGUAUAAGCUGUAUAAUAUCACAGUAAUUGCAAUAAUCACAGUGCAGUAGUAGUAGUAGUAGUGCAUUAGCAUCCAGUAAGAGCAGUAUGAGUAAGGAACUGUCUUUAAGUCAGUCCGCUCAAUAUGUUGGGCCAUAUCGACUGGAAAAAACACUGGGAAAGGGACAGACAGGACUGGUCAAGCUCGGGGUCCAUUGUAUUACGGGUCAGAAGGUAGCGAUCAAAAUAGUCAACAGAGAGAAGCUGUCUGAGUCAGUCUUGAUGAAGGUUGAGAGGGAGAUUGCCAUUCUGAAACUGAUUGAGCAUCCGCAUGUGUUGAAGCUGCAUGAUGUUUACGAGAAUAACAAAUAUCUAUACCUGGUGUUGGAGCAUGUGUCAGGAGGAGAGCUGUUUGACUACCUGGUAAAGAAGGGCCGGCUAACUCCGAAAGAGGCCAGGAAGUUCUUCAGGCAGAUCAUCUCUGCUUUGGAUUUCUGCCACAGUCACUCCAUCUGUCACAGAGACCUGAAGCCUGAGAACCUGCUCCUGGAUGAGAAAAACAACAUCCGUAUUGCUGACUUUGGCAUGGCCUCCCUACAGGUGGGAGACAGUCUGUUAGAGACCAGCUGUGGAUCACCACAUUACGCUUGCCCUGAAGUCAUUCGGGGAGAGAAAUAUGAUGGACGGAGAGCAGAUGUGUGGAGCUGUGGGGUCAUUCUUUUUGCUCUGCUGGUGGGUGCCCUGCCGUUUGACCAUGACAAUUUACGCCAGCUCCUGGAGAAAGUGAAGAGCGGGGUGUUCCACAUGCCACACUUCAUCCCGCCGGACUGCCAGUCCCUGCUCAAGGGCAUGAUUGAGGUCAACCCUGAAAAGAGGCUCACGCUAGAGACCAUCCAGAAACACGCCUGGUAUCUGGGUGGUCGUAAUGAGCCGUGUCCCGAGCAGCCUCCUCCCAGGAGAGUGUGUGUGAGGCGAAUCUUGUCCCUGACUGAGCUGGACCCAGAUGUGUUGGACAGCAUGCACUCGCUGGGCUGUUUCAGAGACCGAGUCAAGCUCACACGUGAUUUGCAAUGUGAAGAAGAAAACCAGGAGAAGAUGAUCUAUUACCUACUGCUGGACAGGAAAGAGCGCUACCCCAGCUAUGAGGAUGAGGACUUGCCUCCGCGCAAUGACGUAGCAGACCCUCCUCGAAAGCGCGUGGACUCUCCGAUGCUGACGCGCCAUGGACGCUGCCGCCCUGAGAGGAAGAGCCUGGAGGUGCUGAGUGUUACUGAACAGGGGUCUCCCACCCCACCUCGCAGGGCCCUGGACACAGCUGCACACAGCCAGAGGUCUCGCUCAGUCAGUGGAGCGUCCACUGGUCUUUCCUCCAGCCCUCUCAGCAGUCCCAGGUCCUAUCAAAGCCCCGUCUUCACUUUCAGCCAAUCAGACGUCACCUCUGCCACCGCUACGCCCCUCACAAAGGAGCCCAAACAGGGAAGCACCACUACUCCUCGCUCAGCACGGGCUCAUGACAAGCCCAAAGCUCCCCCCCAUCCAAAGACCCAGACCCUGCCCACCAAGGGACCUGCCGACCGACCCCAUCUGCAGCCCAUCAAAUCCCUGCCUCUGCACAACCCAUCCUCCCGCUCACCCUCCCCUUCUCCGCUCCUUUCACCUAUACCCCGUUUCUUCUUCCCUUCGUCCUCUGUCCUUAAGUCAGUGACUAAGAGCUUCUACCCAAACUCUGCCCACUCUGUGCCGCAGGUCACUCCCCAGGGCUCUCCGUUGCCCACACCCUUGGGCACCCCUGUCCACCACCCUCACCACCCUUCCUCCACCCCGCCCUCUUCUUCCUCGUCCUCGUCCUCCUCGCGGGCGGAGGGAGGGGGAGGGGUGGGCUCAUUGUCGCUGACACCGCCCUCCAGCCCAGGUGGGGGAAGCGGCAUGGCGGCCAGCAGCUCUGCCCACUGGAGGACUCGCCUCAAUUCUUUCAAGAAUAAUCUGCUGGGCUCACCCCGAUUCCAUCGCCGUAAACUGCAAGUUCCCACAUCAGAAGACAUGUCUAGUCUAACACCAGAAUCCAGCCCUGAGCUGGCUAAGAAGUCGUGGUUUGGGAACUUCAUCGGCCUGGAGAAAGAGGAGCAGAUCUUUGUGGUGAUCAGAGACAAACCUCUGAGUUCUGUCAAAGCUGACAUUGUCCACGCCUUCCUGUCUAUCCCGUCACUCAGUCACAGCGUCCUCUCCCAGACCAGCUUCCGGGCCGAGUACAAGUCCUCCGGCGGCCCUUCCGUCUUCCAGAAGCCCGUCAAGUUCCAGGUGGACAUUGCCUUCUCCGAGGGCGAGAGGGAGCGGGACAGGGAGAGGACCGAGAGGGAGGGAAGGAGGGAGACGGGAAUCUACAGCGUGACAUUCACCCUCAUAUCAGGUCCAAGUCGCAGGUUCAGACGAGUGGUGGAAACGAUUCAAGCCCAGCUUCUCAGCUCCCAUGAUCAACCCAUGGUGCAAGCCCUAUCUGGUGAGACUGCUUACACACGAACAAACACAAACCAGAAUGAGAAGAACGGCCGGCCCCACGGGACCCCCACCCGCCAAAACUCGAGGCGCUCCGAGGGUGGGGGCGACAGGUGUGAGUGGGGCGACCGAGCAGAUGGCGGAGGCAUAGGAGGCAGCGGGGGAGUUCUGCAGCGCAGAGGCUCGGCAAAAGAGAGAACCCGACUGCUGUCCUCCAAUGGAACCCAAUCUCAACCAUAGGAUAGAAAGUGAGAGCACGCAGCAGGAUGCCUGAACUACACCGGAAAGAAGACAGUAGUAUAACUUCAUCUCCAAGUAUCCCUGCAAGCCAUGAGCUAUUCCUAUUCUUCCUUGACUAAGUUAUUGAAGGUGCUUGACCAUAGCAAGAAUUGAGCCUUUUCCCCGUCAUGCUUUUUUUUUCUCAACAUUGUCUUGAUCCUUUCUGGAUCACCAGGAUUCCCUUAAAUGAGAACGAAGUGUUUAAGGAAUCACCCUUCAAUGAAAAAAAAUUAUAUGUUAAUGAGCCGUUUGGUAUCCAUCAUAGAUACAGCUUCACAAAUCAAACUAGGAAUUUUGAAGUGCUAAUGUGCAUGCCAGUUAGCAAAUCAGCCUGCUAAAGGAUGCUGACAUGAUCAGAUAGGCUAGUCUACCAUAUCAUUGUAAUACAGUAUCUGACACCAAAAAGAAAUAACACUCUUGUGAUGGUUCUCAAGAUUACUCUUAAAAUUAACCAGUGCGCUCAUAUCACUAUCAAGCAACAUGCAAUUACCAAUCCAUACUGAAAGAAAUAUAGAUGUAUCUCAGCAGAUGAACCCUAAGAGUUAGCACCCUGCUACCACUUCAGUGAGUGGUGAUGAGCUGAAUAAAAGGUCCUGAUUUUCUCAGGAGAAACUACAUCCUGGAAAUGAGAAUUCCAGCAGUGUCUUCUCCUGAGGUAAAGAAAACCAACAAAGUAAGCUAAGUAAGUGAAUGUGAAAAAAAAAUAUUUUUUUAUUUAGUUUUUAUUUAGGUUUACAUAUUUCUUUUGAGGAUGUCAGUAGCACAGUGAUAGCAGUGAAGACAGAGAACACGUCAAGUGUUGGUAAGGAGAAGCCGACCAGUUGCUUCUUGGCGGGCAUUCGUUUCAAGUUAAAUGUUUUGAUUCUUUUGUAUUUUCUUUUGACUCAGAGACAAUAUGAACUAAUGCAUCUACGAUUUUUGCAUUGGACCCCUGUUGCUCUGAAGAAAAGUAUUUUUGAUUUGAACAGAAAUAUGAACAUUACUAUAUGGAGAAAAAAAAAAAAAACACUAUGCGUGAAUAGUUCCAUGAACCUCAUCACAGCUGUUUGUGCCCACAUUGAAUGAGAAGAGCAUUCCUGGCCUGUGGAUCAGACAGAAGCCACCUUUCUUGUCAAGCUUGUCUUCUAUUGCCAUAGUAUUCACGCACUGACUCUGAAAAAAAGAAAAAAAAAAAGAAAAAGAAAAAAAAAAAAACCCACCAAGGAAAUUCAUCAGUGGACAUUUUCAUGAUGCCGGACUCACAACUCUUGCGAUGUCAAUUCCUUGUUGAACAGGACUUCAAAAUGGGAAGCAAGCUAAGAGUCACCUAACCCCCCUCCCCCCCAUAUGCGCCUCACGUCAGUGUUCACCAACAAGCCAAGUAGUCCAUCACUGCACCCACGCUCAUCACUGAAGAGUCGCCGCAUUCUGCAAGCAGAAGUAGCAACUCGAGACAGUCAUGUAGUAUUACUCCAGUACUCUAUCAGACUAGCCGAUGUUCAUCACCAGUCUUCCAUACAGCACAAUAUGCAACAAAAGAGCAGAAUGUUUUCAGAGAGAUACACAGUGCUACAGUUCAGUUUGUUUGAUAACUUUUUUUUUUUUUUUUUUUGGUUUACAUAUUUGUUCACUUAUCUAUCCAUCUAUUUAUUUAUUAAUUUAUAUUUAUUUAUGUAUUUAUUUAUUAAGUUAUUUGGUCAUGUGGUUGUUCGUGUCAUGUACGAUUUCUAGUUUACAAGCUAGAUUUUAUGCCAACAAAAAUAUAUAUCAAGAGCUAAUUCAAGAAACCCGUUGUAUAUCAUUUCUCAUUACUAUUUCUUUGAGCGCUUCUUUCCACUCAAAAGAACGACUUUGAUAGCAGUACUGACAAGUUGCUCUCAUCUUACUUCUCCAAUGAUCUUUGUUUAUAUCUCACAUCUCUUUUAUCACGCUUAUCUCUGCUACCGGGAAAUGUGUGUGGGAGAUGGGUGGAUGGAUGGCUGAGUGAGAGUGAGCUGAAGACUUUGUAGCAGAUACAUUUUGAGCUGGUUCAUGUGCGGAGCCUUCGUCAGGUGUUCUGUCGAGAUGUGUGGCUGACCCAGGAAUAUUAAAUGGAUUAACACAGCCAAUCCCUAACAGGCACAUCAUUUCUCUCACACACAUUGAAUGCUUGCUAAUUAGCUUCUUCAUCUCUUUGCUUUUAUGCCUUGUCCCUUUGACCUGUCUGUCUGCCUUCACCUGUCGUGUAGCCAUCAUCAGCACAAGAGAAACUGUUUCAAAGUUGUUUGCCUCACUGUCCGUACACACUUUAUGAUUGCUCACCGUCAUCAGUUUCAUCUUUCUCAUCACCACAUCACCUUCACUUUCAUCUUUCAUUGACCCAACUCUGGCUAAGAUUGUAAACUAUUCUCCAUCCAUAAGGGUCAGUAGAAUAAGGUGUUUAAAAAAAGAAAUGUCUGUAUCAUAAUUUAAAUAUAAAAAGUGCACUAUUAUAACUAUUGCCUGUGAUAAAAAGAACAAUUAUGAUUGAAUUGAUGGUCAAAAUAAAGAGAGAUCCACCUUAUUGUUAUGGUUACAAUAAUAAACCCUAAAUUCA